Molecule: messenger RNA, 399 nt
Organism: Olea europaea var. sylvestris
Lineage: Eukaryota; Viridiplantae; Streptophyta; Magnoliopsida; Lamiales; Oleaceae
Exons: 1
Source: RefSeq, a predicted model, not a curated record
ACUGGUAUCAGAGCCCCAAGGUUCUUGUGAAAAAUGGCAAGUGGGAUGAUUCCUUUUCAAGUCCCCCAACUCAACAAGGAUAACUACGACAAUUGGAGUAUAAGGAUGAAAGAAUUGCUCGGGUCGCAAGAUGCAUGGGAGAUCGUAGAGAAAGGCUACACGGAGCCACAAGACGAGGUUGCUCUAUCUCAAGCACAAAGGGAUAGUUUGAAGGAUGCAAGGAAGAAGGACAAGAAGGCGCUCACCCUCAUCUAUCAAGCCUUAGAUGAAGGCAUGUUCGAGAAAGUAGCUUGUGCUACUACAAGUAAGGAAGCAUGGGAGAUCUUGCAAAACUCCCACAAAGGAGUUGAAAAGGUGAAAAAGGUUCGACUUCAAACACUUCGAGGUGAGUUUGAAGCU